GAUUAAAAAAUGGGAUUGCAUGAAAAAGACCCACUUUCAGAGCUCCGGCUGCCGCCGGGAUUCCGAUUUUACCCCACCGACGAAGAGCUACUGGUUCAAUACCUCUGCCGGAAAGUCGCCGGCCACCACUUCUCCCUUCAAAUCAUCGGCGAUGUUGAUCUCUACAAAUUCAACCCUUGGGAUCUCCCUAGUAUGGCUAUGUUUGGAGAAAAGGAGUGGUAUUUCUUCAGCCCAAGAGACCGAAAAUACCCGAACGGCUCGAGACCGAACCGGGUCGCUGGCUCCGGGUAUUGGAAGGCCACCGGAACCGAUAAGGUUAUCUCCACCGAAGGAAAAAGAGUUGGCAUUAAAAAAGCUCUCGUAUUCUAUGUUGGGAAAGCUCCGAAAGGAACCAAAACCAAUUGGAUCAUGCACGAGUAUCGUUUAAUCGAUGCCUCCCGCAAAGUUGGAAGCAUCAAGUUGGACGAUUGGGUUUUAUGUCGUAUCUACAAGAAGAAUUCGAGCGCACAAAAGCCACCAACAACGAUAGCUAGCAUUCCGAGCAUGGAAUGUAGCAAUGGCGGGUCAUCGUCGACAUGUUCUUCGCCACACAUCGACGACGUUCUCGAGUCAUUGCCGGAGAUCGAAGACCGAUUCUUCAACUUGCCUAGAAUCAAUUCUCUUCAAACUUUACAACACCAUCAACAUUUGAGCUCCGCCAAUUUCGACUGGGCCACCGCCGCUGCAGCCUCGUUCGAAGCCAUCGGUGAACUCGCUCCGAUGACUCAGUCCCAAUCUCCGGCUGGGUUUUUCAAUUCCAAUAUGUAUAUUCCGGCCACCCAACCGCCGAGGAUUACGGCGGAGCAAGAAGUGCAGAGUGGAUUACAACGGUUUCAGAAUUUCGGUUGGAUGCCGCAAAAUUUCCCCAACUCCGGCGACGGUUCUGGGUUCUGAAAAUCUCCGUGGCCGGUUUGAACCGUGGUCGGUCUGGUUUACAAGAGUUUGUGUAGAUAAUUCUUUGGGCUAACAUUUGGGGUUUGAGAUACACGACAAAGGAAAUAUGGAAAUGAAGUCCAAAUUUUUAUUACCAA
Cucurbita pepo subsp. pepo (vegetable marrow) is the source of this 1070-nucleotide messenger RNA. Its product is annotated as NAC domain-containing protein 72. The record is from RefSeq and is a predicted model, not a curated record. Gene Ontology annotation, molecular function: DNA binding. Lineage: Eukaryota; Viridiplantae; Streptophyta; Magnoliopsida; Cucurbitales; Cucurbitaceae. Gene Ontology annotation, biological process: regulation of DNA-templated transcription.